CCGACUGUGUUUUCUUCCCGCAGGUCCCCCUACCCCUCAUGGCUCGCCGGUCCCAGUGUUCUUCACAGGGGGACAACCCCUUGGACCCCAACUAUCUCCCACCUCAUUACAAGGAGUAUUACCGCCUGGCACUGGAUGUGCUGGCUGAGAAAGGGAAGGAAAGUUACCAGCGUUUCCUGACAGAGGAGGGAGCCCCUGACUUCCUCUGCAGCUCAGAGGUGGACCACAUCAUACACCACCUUCAGAAGCCCCACUAUGCCAACCAGGAGAGUAGUGGCACGGAUACUGCACCGAGUGGUGACACAGAUGGAUCUUCUGGGACCUACUGGCCAGUGAACUCUGACCUUGCAGUGCCUGAGCUAGACCUGGGCUGGCCAAUGGUCUUCGGGUUCAGGGGGACAGAGGUGACUACCUUGGUGCAGCCACCACCUCCGGACAAUCCCAGCAUCAAAGAAGAGGCCCGCAGGAUGAUCCGAGCAGCACAACAGGUGGUAGCUAUAGUAAUGGACAUUUUUACGGAUGUGGAUCUGCUGGGUGAAGUGCUGGAUGCUGCUGCUCGCAGGGUCCCUGUUUAUAUUCUGCUGGAUGAAAUGAACUCUCAACUCUUCUUGGAUGCAGCUGCUAAGUGCAAAGUCAACCUGAACUAUGUGGAUUUCCUCCGGGUGCGGACAGUGGCUGGUCCCACAUAUUACUGUCGCACGGGGAUGUCAUUCCAAGGCCACUUGAAAGAGAAGUUCCUGCUGGUAGACUGCAUGGUGGUGCUGAGCGGUAACUACAGCUUCAUGUGGUCCUUUGAGAAGAUUCACAGGAGCAUUGCACACAUCUUCCAGGGGGAGCUGGUGUCCAGCUUCGACGAAGAAUUCCGCAUCCUCUUUGCACAGUCAGAACCCCUCAUUCCUCCAGCCAAUGUGUUGGUGAAGGCAGAGAAUUCAUUUCCUAUUGCCCCCUUUGGAAACAAUUCACCCUUCUUUCCAAACAACCCACCCCAGCUGUUCCCAAGGGAGGACAAUUUCUUGCCUGCCUUCAUGGACAGAGUGGAUCAAGACAGAUUCUUCCUGUCUAAUUUCAGGCGGGAUGACCUGAUGCGCCACACCAUGGAGGGGUCUGCCAUGCGCAUGUAUAAAAAGGUGGAAAUGGAGAACUCUCAGGUGGAUCCAGGCCGGGGGCUCCUCCGUGCCAAGCAGCUGGAGCUGGAUUCCUUCAAGCGGCACAGCUUUGCUGAAGGAACAUUUGAAAAUUUUUCCUCCUUGAGGCAGUUUUCCAGGCAGAUGUUUAUGAACAACUUGGAUGACUUUAAAAUCCAGUCCAGCCAUUUUCAGAAGGACCAGUUCUACCAGGAUCAGUCUGAACAUCCCCAUGUUGCUGGUAGGCCUCAAGGGCUCUUUGAGAGAAUCCGAGGCGGCAGGGCAGGGUUCAAUGAGCUGGAGGACUAUGGUGAGGGCCCCAGAUACCCUGAACUUGAAUCCAAUCUCCCACAUGAGGGCUUCCCCUUGCGGUUGGAUUAUGUACCCUCAAACUCUUCCAGGGAAGUGAAGCAUGGCUCAGACCACAUGAACCCUGCAGGCAAUGGCCCACUGGGAACAAUGGCUCUAAGGAGGCAAAACAUAGGGCAGAAAUUUAUGUGCCAGACAUCACCCACACAGAAAUACAGCCUGGAACAACGCUUGUUUUUACAAGACAAAGACCAGGAUCCAGAUAAGGACAAGAAAGUCCAGGAAAAUAGAACUGGUCUGCGCAACUGGAGGAUUUCUUCCUACCUGAGUGGGUACCAGUCUGAGCCAGGAGAAGGUCUCCCAAUGCCAAUGGAAUCUGAGGCCUAUAACGAUGUCCUAGGGGAGCCCAUCCCAAAGUUCACCAGUGACCUGUUCCCAGCCUUCAAGUCCCCCCUGCCAUUUAGCAAGUCACUGGCACUCAACAGUGCUAAAGAAUCUCCAGGUGCUGACAAGGCAGGUGAGGACGCCUCCCUUGUGAAACAGGAUUCCUUCAGGUCCAGGAUAAAUCCAAUAAUCCAGAGAACCUCAAGACUCAGGUCCUCUUUGAUUUUUAGUGCUGCCAAGUUAGAGCCACAGAACACAGCAGAGAAGGUUCAGAUGAUCCAAAAGGAGCAAAUGUCCAGUGAAACAAUAAGAGACAAUGAAACGAUAAAGACAACCACUUCUGCUAAAGUGGCAGAGCUCUUGGAGAAAUGCAAAACAGGGGGCAAAGAUACAGUCAGCCACACCAAAGCUGUUUCCAGUUUUCUCCAGGAAGAAUCACAGAAUGCAGAGAAGAAAUGUACAAAAUCCUUGCAAUACAAGAUCUUGGAGAGCAGGAUGGUAGACACAAAAGAAGCAUGUGCUACUUAUAAAAUGCACACAGAUGCUGAGAAGCAGUUUGGCAUGGCUCCAUCAGCCACCAGGCUGCUUGAAACAUUAAGCAAAGAUCCCAUAGUACAUAUUAGAAAUAAAGAGAACAAGCUGGCUUCUCGGUUCUGCUCCGUAGAGAAUAAACCUGCUCUUCCAGAGAAGGAGAGCCUUUUAUUUGUAGGAGACACGCAGAAACUUGCUCUUCCAGAGAAGAAGGAAAAGCGGAUGCUCCAAGAGGACACCCAGAAACUGAAUGCAGAACUAAAGAAAUCACAGGCAAGGAUAAGCACUACAUCAACUGUUGAGAGUUUAUCCAAGAAACAUGGAUCUGAGAGCUCUCUCAAUAUGUCUGAGGAAGAAGGCUCGAAACAGGAGCCAAAUCCAAUAGAGUUUUUAAGGAAAGGGUCACUAAGGCUGAAACAGUUCCUGCACCCAAAAAAUGAAAAGAAAUCAGAAGAGGAAACUAUUCCUGAGAGUGGGAAGCCUGACAAACAGAACAUGACCUUCAAACGAACUUCUCAGGGGGUUAGCCAAGACAUGAUGGAGGAAGAGAAAUCUCAGAAGUUCACAACAGUUGCCCCCAAAACCAACCAAGUUCCUCAGACCAGGUUUGCUUCAUCCACAGCUAAUGCCCUAUAUAGCAGCAACCUCCGUGAUGACACCAAGGUAAUUUUGGAGCAAAUUUCUGCCAAUAGUCAAAAGAACAGAGCUGAACUAGCCAGGCAACUACCAUCUACUAGUAACCCUGAUCUUUCCAAGUCCACUACCAGCUUGGAGAGCAAAGGUGAGAAAGAGAGAAGUUGCAAUAUAAACAGAUCAGAGAGUUUUAGCAGCCACAGGCGGAAUCUUCAGAGGCAACCAUCAGAGGACAGUGACACCCUUCUGAAAAAAAUGGAGAGCAUGCGGAAGGAGAAACGAGUCUAUAGUAGGUUUGAGGUCUUCUGCAAGAAGGAAGAUCAAACAAGUCACAGUGAAGAGGAAUACGACACAGAUGCCAAAGACAAGAAAAUGGGAAAAUUCAUGCCCAAACUCUUGGGAACCUUCAAAACCAAAAAGUGACCUUAGAAAUGCUGCCUAAUUCCAGCUGCUGGGGCCAUAACCACAUGUCAGAGGGAGAGGAGGUUAUACUGCUAAGAUGGACACCAGCAAUGCAUGGAAUACCCCUUGGAGGAUAAGUAGGAAUACACACAGCACUCUACUCCUGCAGCAUGACCUGCACCACAAAGUCACAGGGUGCAGGGUAAUCAAUGCAAUACGAUACUAAUUUAAAAACAAAUAAAUUAUCUGAUUGUAAGAAGAGAAAAAGAUAAAAUAGAGUCUGUAUGAUCCACUCAGGGAACUUCCUGCUCUCAGGGAAGGGGAAAAUACCUAUUCAAAACUCUGCCCUGAGCUAGGGAAAUCUGUGCUUCUCACUGAAAGAACAAUGCUGAUUUUUCAGCUGUUUCUCAAGUUCAGGUCCAUUUUCUCUAGUGCCAGGAAGAGCUUUUUGAAAGCUCCCAAGAUAAAGACCUUUCUGUAAACUCUGUGCCUCUACCUGUGGCAAUGGCCCUGACCAUCAGCAUGUGUACGUUUUUUGUAUUUAGCAUUUUAUUUUUUUUUAAUUGUAAUAGGAAAUGCACUUACAUGUUACAGAAGCAGCCUGAGCAGGCAACUGGAAGGCAGCAAGUGAGGGAAUUGACAGGAUACAUGGGCAUAGAAAGUGUAUCCAAGACUGCAGUGUAGAUAAGCUGAGCUAGUGGGUAGCUGAAUUAUGCUUGUACAAUGCAGGCUUCAAACAGAAGCUUUCUUGAGGCGGUGCCUCCACAAACAGGUGUCUUCACUCAGGGAGGUGUUUGUAGCAGAGGAUAAGCCAUUUCAGGUGCUCACAGGUCCCUCACUGUGCUAGGAAGGGAGACAGGGUUCAGAGAAAAGAAGGGAAACACUGAGCUUUAUUGUAAAAUUAUCCUUUUUGUAAGCUCAGAAAUGG
Gavialis gangeticus (Gharial) is the source of this 4311-nucleotide messenger RNA. It is a transcript of the gene SACK1H, whose product is annotated as family with sequence similarity 83 member H. Bases 39 to 3404 code for a protein of 1121 amino acids. The record is from RefSeq and is a predicted model, not a curated record. NCBI's taxonomy places the organism in Eukaryota, Metazoa, Chordata, Crocodylia, Gavialidae. Gene Ontology annotation, biological process: positive regulation of cell migration; protein localization to cytoskeleton; intermediate filament cytoskeleton organization. Gene Ontology annotation, molecular function: keratin filament binding. The transcript has 4 exons. Gene Ontology annotation, cellular component: keratin filament.